Messenger RNA from Porites evermanni, 3769 nucleotides. The record is from the annotation of a GenBank genome assembly. NCBI's taxonomy places the organism in Eukaryota, Metazoa, Cnidaria, Anthozoa, Scleractinia, Poritidae.
AUGUUUUUCAGAAUUCCCAAAAGAUAUGAACAACACAGUGUAGAAAAAGAACCAAUGAAAACAACAGUUAGUUUUAUCGCAGACAUUAAAGACAAAGAUGGCAUGAGAAACUAUCCACCCUAUGUGACUUCCUACAGUUCCCAGGGCUUUAAUAUUAAAGGUAUCAAAGUUUUUGGUUCUGUUGCUCUUCUUCCAACAAUAUUCUAUCACUGGCGGGUAAGUUCUUUUGUGUGUGAUAUUAUCAUUAAUUUAUCCAUGAUUAUUGGCAACAAUGCCUGAACAAGCUAAUAUAUGUUGAGAGUUGAGGAACUGAUCACCAUCAACAUCAUGACUUGUACAUUCAAAUAUCAAAAGUAGGUUGAGUUUGAUCGUCCGGGUGAACGUAGUCCUGAAUAGGACUGUUGUUGUUAACAGUGACUGACGUUUCAACAACCUGUGCGGUAGACAUCUUCAGAGUCAAAGUGAGUUGUAUCACUUCAGUUGAUGGUAUUAUACUCUGGUUAUUGAUCUGAUUGGUCAAUUACGUUGCGAUGUUAUUGGUCGUCUGUCACUUAAGCCGUGAUGUUAUUGGCUAUGAAGACUAGUAAUCAGUAACUAACGUGAUACAACUCACUUUGACUCUGAAGAUGACUACCGCACAGGUUGUCAAAGCGUUAGUCAUUGUCAACAACAACAGUCCUAUUCAGGGCUGUGUUCACAUGGCCGAUCAAUCUCAACCUACUUUUGAAAUGACCCUUGGGUUCAAACCUUUCACACAUUGAAAUAUCCUCCAAAUUCACUCUUGCAUAGGUUUACAUACGUUUCUAAUGCAUGUACAGGAAUAACUAAUGUACACUUGCAAAAACUAUUUGGUAUUUCUUUUAGAGAUUCCGUGCUACUGAAGGCCCACAUAUUAAAUAAUCAUAAGUCACAAUCACUUUCAUAAUUCUUAAUGACUGUGCUACAUGCAACAAUUUCUAUUUCAGUGAUUAUGUUUGCACCUUACUGUUACGAACAAUAGUUAUCCAGUGUGAUUAUGUACUAAAACAAGUACAGAAAGUCCCAGUGCUGUACUUCACAAAUAAUAAAUAUUUAUUUCUCCAAUUACCAGCAUUUAACCAUUUCAUCCACUCUUUAUUUGAUACACAGUACCAAAAACAAGUACAUCUGCAUCUGAGGGCUAUAUAAUGANGAUGGUAUUAUACUCUGGUUAUUGAUCUGAUUGGUCAAUUACGUUGCGAUGUUAUUGGUCGUCUGUCACUUAAGCCGUGAUGUUAUUGGCUAUGAAGACUAGUAAUCAGUAACUAACGUGAUACAACUCACUUUGACUCUGAAGAUGACUACCGCACAGGUUGUCAAAGCGUUAGUCAUUGUCAACAACAACAGUCCUAUUCAGGGCUGUGUUCACAUGGCCGAUCAAUCUCAACCUACUUUUGAAAUGACCCUUGGGUUCAAACCUUUCACACAUUGAAAUAUCCUCCAAAUUCACUCUUGCAUAGGUUUACAUACGUUUCUAAUGCAUGUACAGGAAUAACUAAUGUACACUUGCAAAAACUAUUUGGUAUUUCUUUUAGAGAUUCCGUGCUACUGAACGCCCACAUAUUAAAUAAUCAUAAGUCACAAUCACUUUCAUAAUUCUUAAUGACUGUGCUACAUGCAACAAUUUCUAUUUCAGUGAUUAUGUUUGCACCUUACUGUUACGAACAAUAGUUAUCCAGUGUGAUUAUGUACUAAAACAAGUACAGAAAGUCCCAGUGCUGUACUUCACAAAUAAUAAAUAUUUAUUUCUCCAAUUACCAGCAUUUAACCAUUUCAUCCACUCUUUAUUUGAUACACAGUACCAAAAACAAGUACAUCUGCAUCUGAGGGCUAUAUAAUGACGCACUUCACAAAGUAAUAACUAUGACAGUUAGUAUUAGAGAUUGCAAGGGUUAGCUUUUAUUGAGCAAAUGCAACUGCAUAUUAGCUUGCUGUCAUCCACUAUCUUACCCAUUUCCUUUUGACUAAAAUUACACAUGUAGGAGGGUCAAAUGGGGUGAACAUGAGACCUAUACAACUUUGGUUACCCUUCCUUAACAAGAGCAACCCCAUUUAAAUCAAUAAUAGAUCAUUUCUAAAGCCAAGGCACUGGGUUCAAAUUUACUCCAACCAAAAGGAGAUUGAGUAUAUCUCACUUUCCAGUAUCAGAGCAGAUGUUGAAACCUGCCCUCCCCAAUUAACUCUAUUUCUCUUCCACCCUCCCAUCCCUGACAUUUUACAGGCUUCCUCCCCCUGAGCUUUGUAAGGUUCUGCAAUACAUGUAUUUCUAGUUAUAUUGUGAAUAUCAUUGGAUGUUUCUAAUUUUGCUAGUAAUGUGAUGGCUUGCUUUUUGCAUUUCCUUCAAGAUAAAGCAAGCUGAGGAUAUCACCCCAGAAAGUCUUGCGCUUUUUACAAUAAUGGAACCACCCAUAGGUAUGUUUGUCAUGUUAUUAAUAAAUCCUAUGAUCAGAAACAGAACUCUAAGGACACUAGCUCUUUGGUACCUGGGACAAAUAGAUCCUCAGCAGUCCCACUGUGCUACAAUCUUGGACAAAAAUGUUAAGAAAAUGGAUGUCGCGAUUUCUAGUUUCAAGAUAAAGUCUUAAAAGCACCGGCAAUUUGAAAUACUUCCCCCAAACAAUGUUGAAGUCCAACUGGAUCAUUUCUGCUCCCAACCUGAACAACCUGGAGGGGUUGGGGGGAGGGGUCCUUGUGGUGAAAAUCUGUAGGAUGGGUCUUCUGUCAGGUAAAAAACUUCAGAGUGUUUAACACUUUUUGUCCAAGAUUGCAGCCCCUAGGAGAAGAAUUUUGCUGUGUAGACUACCCAGCCAGUUGUCACUGAAUGUGGGUAAGCAAGGUGUGCUCUCAUUCCAGUCAUCACCCUCUCUCUAAUAAGCAUACAAUCUCAAAUGCAUUUUUUUUCAGUUUGCAUCCCUAUUGCCUAAGCACCCUCCUUCCAAUAAGCAUGCCUAUACCAAUUAGUUCUCCCAUUCUUUUUCACUGGUAGAGUACAUGUAAAUUGAGAUCAAGUGGUACAUCAAGCCAUAUAAAGCAAAUCAUGCAACAAUGAUCCCUUUGAUGGAAUUACAUUAUGUGCGCUGAAUCAGACAUACAGUACUUGAAAGCUUUGGUCUUGAUGAAAGCGACGUGGAAGCUUAAAAAAUGAAUAGACUGGUGACUUUAAAAAUUCCCUACCAUUAUUUGGUGAAUAUUUACUGUAUCUUUGUUUGACAGUUUCAGUUAUUUUCCUUUAAGCAAAUGUCAAAGCAUUGUCUCGGCACUCAAGUGUUUCCCAAAAAAGAAAUAAGUUCCCUGUCCUUAAUAAACACCCUGUUUCAAAUACAUGUAAGUGCCCUCCCUUAAGGUAACAUAAGUAAAAGCACCCCAUGGGCUAAAUUGAUCAUUAUGGUAAACAUUAUGCGAUCCGCAACAAGUAUAAUGUAGUAAAUUAGUGUUGUUGUUUUUAUAUCUAUGUUAGAAAUUGUAGUUGUGGGAACAGGAGAUAAGUCCUCGCGUCUGGACCCCAAAAUACAAAGCUACCUCAGGAAGCACUAUAUUUCUUUGGAAGUUCAGGAUACUGUAAGUGGCUUUCCCUUGAUAUUCUCUUCACCUGAUGUACUGUCCUCUGAAGACAUUUUCAUCCUGCUCACAAUGUUUAUUAUGUCCAUUUGUCCUUCAGGCAAAUGCUGCAGCAACCUUCAACUUUCUUCUAGAAGAGAGGCGGUUAGUUGGAGCUGCUCUUAUUCCACCUAAGUCAAUUGUUGAACAUUAA